Molecule: messenger RNA, 2518 nt
Organism: Cantharellus anzutake
Lineage: Eukaryota; Fungi; Basidiomycota; Agaricomycetes; Cantharellales; Hydnaceae
Product: amp dependent CoA ligase
Exons: 14
Coding region: 294-2108 (604 amino acids)
Biological process (GO): secondary metabolic process
Molecular function (GO): CoA-ligase activity
Source: RefSeq, a predicted model, not a curated record
UGUCAAUUGAUUCCUUUAGGCAGUAUAUUGGGGAGCCCUUAGGCCGUCGCUCUCGCUGGGCUUACUGUACAAAGUUUAAACCGGCAAGGACGGAAUGAGAGUGAUUGUAGACAUUGAGUUGCAAUCCAUUUGCCAAUUCCUUCACGUGCUGUCACAUUUGACAGAACGCUCCGACUAUCUCAAGUCGCCUAACUGCAGCAGUGUUGUGAAAGUACAAAUAACACCUUCCAGACCUGUAGACCCAUCGACUCAUCAACUCCCCUUUGAUUCAAACACCACACCUACUUCCUAAGAUGAUCUUCACUUCAAACGUCCAGCUUCCGCCGGGAGUCCUCCGAGAUGACUUGACCAUCCCCCAGUUUAUCCUGGACAGUCAGCACCCCCUUCGACCUCAGCGAGGGAACAAUAGGCCAUGGUUGAUCGACUACCCAACAGGACGGCAAUACGACGCUGAGGAGGUACGCAAUCGCGUGUUUGGGCUUUCCAACUCGUUGUACAACGCUUAUGGCAUAAGGGAAAAUGAUGUUGUCAUCAUAUUCAGCCCCAAUGAUAUUGAUUUCCCCAUCGCAGUAUGGGCUGUUCACCGUGUAGGCGCAAUCGCCUCGUGCUCUAACCCCGCCUACACCGAGUUCGAACUCGCUCAUCAAGUCAACGAAACCAAAGCAAGUUUGAUAAUAACUCACCCAGGGUGCUUUGCCGCGACGAAGGCCGCCGCAGCCAAAUUUAAUUUCCCCCUCGAUCGUAUCGUCGUCAUUUCUCCACCUUCACGACCGUUCCACACUGAAUCCCAUGAGUUCCGAUCGUUGAAGCUUUCACCAUCAGAAUACACCAUUGACAACUUCGUUACUCUCGAUGCACUGAUCGACAAAGGAUUGACGGAGUACAACGUUGAAGGGAAAGUUUUCCCUGAAAGGAGGCUUGCUAAAGGCGAGGCAAAGACGAAACUUGCGUUCUUAAGUUUCUCCAGCGGUACCACUGGUAAACCCAAGGCAGUGGCGAUCUCUCAUUAUUCUCUUAUUUCGAACGUGAUUAUGACCGCAACCUAUUUACGCAUCAAUGACCCAACCUUCCCUUGGGAAGAUCGUCGCAUGCGCGAUGGUGAUGUCAGUUUAGGCGUAUUGCCGAUGUUCCAUAUAUAUGGUCUCGUGGUCGUGUUACAUUACAAUAUCUUCUUUGGACUUCCCUUGGUCGUUUUGCCCAAAUACACAUUUACUGAUUUUCUGACGAGCAUCGUCAAGUACCGAAUUACUCAUUUAUGGAUCGUUCCUCCACAGAUGGUCUCACUCGUCAAGAGUCCAGAAACGAAGAAGUACAGCCUCAGACACGUCCGCAUGGUCAUGGGGGGCGCUGCGCCCAUCUCAAAUGACGUUGAAGCUAAACUCCGUAAAAUUCUCCCUAACGCUAACGUUGGACAGGCUUACGGAAUGACUGAGACCCCUGCUACGAUUACUAUGUGGCCUCUUGAGCAAAAUAAAGGAGGUACCCCCGGGAGUGCUGGCCGACUCCUUCCAGGAUUGAAAGCAAAAGUGGUCAAAUCAGAUGGGACGCUCGCUGGCUAUGGUGAGCCCGGUGAGCUGGUUGUUCACGGACCAUCUAUGGCUUUGAGAUACGAAAACAACCCGAAAGCUUCUGCUGAAACUUUCGUUGACGGAUGGGUGCACACGGGAGACGAGGUCCUCUUCCAUGAGAACGGUGACAUGUUCAUUGUCGAUCGCAUCAAGGAAAUCAUCAAGGUUAAAGGGUUCCAAGUGGCUCCAGCCGAGCUGGAGGGUCAUCUCCUUUCACACCCCGCCGUUUCUGAUGCGGGCGUUAUCGGGUACCCAGACGAGUACUCCGGUGAGCUCCCUAUGGCAUUCGUCGUCCUCCAUUCUUCGGCUGCAAGACGGGCGCUGCGCACCCCACGAGAUACCGAGCGGUACAAGAAAGAAAUUGCCAAGCACGUAUCAGAUCAUAAAGUCAGGUACAAGUGGUUAGAUGGUGGAAUCGAAUUCGUUCGCACCAUUCCGAAGAACCCGUCUGGCAAAAUUUUGCGUCGUGUGCUGCGGGACCAGGCGAAGGCUAUCAAGGAGAAGAACAAAGCCCAGCCGACUGUUAAUCCUAAACUGUGAUGAGCCUCGGGUAUACCAUACUUUCCAGCCCCAUCGAAGGUCGGAGUGAAAAAUAUAUUGGUGAACUUAAACUUAGGGCGUUCCAGCUGCUCUUCCGCACCUUUUUAAUUGUACUAUAGUUCGGCUAUGCUACCUAUAUAUCUGGUUAGGAAUUCAUGAUGGUUUCAUCAUUCGAGAAUCCGAUGCGCCCGUAGAAUCACGAAGUAUGAUUAUUGGUGCGAAGACUACGGGACGCAGAGAUUCGCGAAUGGAUGAUCCCGACAAUGUACGUGGGACAGGCAGGACUUUCAAUAGAUGCCGAUUUUUCUUCGCUCGGACGCUGACCUUGAUUUGUGUCCACAUUAGUGAGAAGUAGGAUUUCAUCCUCUUCUGAGGAUGCUCAGACGUGAAGUGCAAAUAACGGCCCCAAC